AUGGCGUUCGACCGUAUUGUGCAGUUCAUCCUCCGCGGCGCCCAGCUGGCGUUCGCCGCCAUCGUCGCCGGUAUCACCGGCUCCUACCUCCACAGCUCCAACGCAUCCUCGUGGGACAAUGGCCGCUUCAUUUACACCAUCGUCGUGGCCAGCUUGUCGCUACUCUUCGCCCUCCUAUGGCUGCUCCCCUUCUCGGCCAGCUUCAUCCACUGGCCCAUGGACAUCUUCCUCAGCAUCCUUUGGUUCAUCGCCUUCGGCCUGCUUGUCAACCUCAUCGGUGAUGGCUGCGGUCCCGUCUUUGACUGGAGCAACGUCAGCCCUCGCGGUGAUGCAUGCGGUCGCAACAAGGCCAACAUCGCCUUCUGCUUCCUGUCCGCCAUUGUCUGGCUUGCGUCGGCCCUCGUCGGCCUCUUCUGGGUCCGCCGUCGCAACGCCGUCGCCGACACCCGCCAUACCCACGGCCGCCGCCGCUGGUACCGUUCUUCCCGCGUCUAA
Colletotrichum higginsianum IMI 349063 is the source of this 495-nucleotide messenger RNA. RefSeq names its product Integral membrane protein. The coding region runs from base 1 to 495 and encodes 164 amino acids. The record is from RefSeq and is a predicted model, not a curated record. Gene Ontology annotation, cellular component: membrane. The transcript has 2 exons. Lineage: Eukaryota; Fungi; Ascomycota; Sordariomycetes; Glomerellales; Glomerellaceae.